Molecule: messenger RNA, 6561 nt
Organism: Procambarus clarkii (red swamp crayfish)
Lineage: Eukaryota; Metazoa; Arthropoda; Malacostraca; Decapoda; Cambaridae
Source: RefSeq, a predicted model, not a curated record
GUGUGUGUGUGUGUGUGUGUGUGUGUGUGUGUGUGUGUGUGAGGGCGGUGUGUUGCCACCUGGCGCCCUUACCUCACUGCCAGCUGUGUACCGGCCCUGUGGCCCCGCCUGCCAUCCUCUGGCUGCCCUCCGCUAGCUGCCCUCUUCUGCCUUCUUUAACGACAGGGUUGACGCAAGGUGGAGGGCGGGGGACGGCGGGGUAUAUCGUUCACGUGUUUGCGUGUACAGGCGAGGGCGGGAAGGGGUGGUGGUGGUGGUGUAGUGUGUGGGUGGUGGCGGGCGUGGUGGUGGUGUUGGAGCCGUGGUGGUGGUGUUGGCCUGGCAUCUGGCGCCAGGAGUGGGCAGGCCGGGCCAGUCGCCAACCACUGGGCGGGACCGGUGCUGCGCCGCCCCUAACUCCUGCUGCCGUAGCAGGCAAGGUGAGGCAGUGACAUGCCGUGUCAUGCCCUGGCACUGUGACUAGAGGGUCAUGGUGCAGUGCAGUGUGCGUCGACAGUGAUCAGUGCAGUGAUGGCCCCCAGGGCUCGGCGGAGAGGGGCACUGCUCCCUUGCGUGUGCCAACGGCAGCCUCACAAUCGCCAAAGUGACAUGAGGCAGGUGGCCUGCUCGCCCACGCCUCCUGCAGCGUGACGUCCGCUGACGACAGGAUACCAUGGAGGGCAGGAGACGACAGGAGAGACGGGAGGGGAAGGACAGGAAGGAUGCAAAGGACGGGAAAACGGGUCAGGCGGCCAAGACGACAACGGCCAAACUGAAGGAGCGAUGGCUGCUCACCAGGAAGACUUGGCGCUACAUGAGCGAUGCCGGCAAGAAACUUUUUCCCGACGGCGUCAACCCACAGAGGACGGAAGACAUUCCUCAGGUAGAAGAACACUUCCAAAAAAUCAACAAUCGCAGCCGCGAAUUUAUUCUGUGGCCUCAUGCGCAGCCGUCCCCGCGCGCCGCGACGCGCAGACGCAAGCGGCUGACGAGCGUCACCUCUGACACCACAGACACCGGCGAAGACUAUGAGGACACGGACGACGACAUCCUCGAUGGCGUCGGAGAGGCCGAUCAUGGCGUCCACGACGUGCUGGGCAUGUCCGCUGGCGAGGGCAUGGUCCCUCUCAUGGGUAUGGGUAUGGCCUCGAGAGUGGGCAUGGGGUCUGGAAUGGCUUCGGGAGUGGGCAUGGGGGCUGGAAUGGCCUCGGGAAUGGGCAUGGGGGCUGGAAUGGCCUCAGGAGUGGGCAUGGGGGCUGGAAUGGCCUCAGGAGUGGGCAUGGGGCCUGGAUUGGCCUCUGGCGUGGGCAUGGGGGCUGGAAUGGCCUCGGGAGUGGGCAUGGGGGCUGGAAUGGCCGCGAGUUCGAGUGUAGGAGCUGCUAGUUCGAUUCCAGGAGUAGCUGGAUGUCCAGGCACGAGCUCUGGUAUGUACAUGGGCGCUAGUAACUACGGUCCAGCAUUCCAGUUGCCCCACGCUGGAAACCUGCCCCCUGGGGUCUACCCUAGCCUUCCCGUCGUCGCGGGCCAGACGCGAGAACGACUACUAUCCGUCGGAGAGCUCAGGUACGACUUGCCUCCUGAGGUGUACCAGCAGUUGCUGCGCAGUUUCGGUUCCUGCAACUUGCAACACGUCGCCUCUCGUCUUCUGGAAGAGCAAUUGACUGAAGAAGACGAGGACGAUGAAGACCUUCUCGAGAUGUAUAUCCCUGGCACUCGUAGUGUCGGGUGUCAGACCGACCCGCACCUCGACAUGUGUGUGCAGACUGACGACGACGCCACGGCCGAAGACAUGGUUAAGGUCGGAGCAGAGUCGCGCAGCGUCACGGAGGCUGCCGCAGCAGAAGCCCAGGCUCAGGCUCGGGCUCAAGCGCUAGCUCUCCAGCAGGCGCAGGAAGCAGCAGCAACACCAGCUACUCCAGAGGCAGGUACUAGCAACACCUCCAUGCUCAAGAAGCUGUGGCAGAGACGGGAAAGUGCGGCCAGUGCUCAUAUUAAAUCGGAGGACCACCUGCAGCAGACGGCGAAGGAUGCGGCAGCAGCCAAAAAGUUGGCCUCGGACAAGGAUCGCGAAGCACAGCCUCGGAAAGGCGUGGUGGCCGCCAAACUUGCCUGGGCAGAGAAGACGGCGGCCGCUGGAGGAGCGCCCUUAGGGCCUCCGGGACAGAAAACAAAGCAGGAAAAAACACCAGAAAAGAGCAAACUAAAAAAUGUAUUUAAAUUAGGUUUAAAAUGUGAUAUUGAACAGGGUGGCGGGUCCCUCAAAAAGACAGUCGACAAAACAAAAAUCGAUAAGUUUAAAACGGUAAAUUACGACAAAACUCUGCGUAAUAUAAAGUCCAAAUGGGUUCCAAGCUCGGAACACGAAGACUUCUUGAAACAAUUCCAAGUCAAGGAGGAAAAGAAGGUCAAGAAGAAGGCAAAGGGUAUCCAGGUUGGUGACCCUUUGCCGCAUUUCAUCCUCGCUGGAUUCCGUAUCAACGUCCCAGUCGAGAUCAUUCGCCAACGUCGGAAGUCGCGCAGAAAGCUCUCGAAGGCCGACUCCAGCGACUUUUCGAGCAGCGAGUGUUCGAUGAGCAUCCCGUCGUCGCUGCCCACGUCACCGCGGUACUCCAUCACCGUCACCGACGACAUGGGCACGCGGGAUAUGCUCGUCUCUGAGGCCGAGGCCUUCCGGAUUAGCCAGAUGGGCGCCCACAUUGUAUACAAACGCUCCAGUAUAGACGCAUCAGUCGACACCAGUGAAUUUGAGGUGGAAGGCAUCGCUGGGGGCCUGCCGCAGUUCCAGCGGUCCAUUUCGGCCCUCCAGGCAUCCGGCCACCUGGCCCAGAUGCUCUAUCAUCUGAGGAGCCGGUCAUCACAUCCACAGGUCAACCCAGGUCAGGGCGGUCAUCGAGGUAGUCAGGGGCUCCUACAGUCUCUUCUUCCUGCAGUGAUGCAGAGGACGCGGUCCGGGGGCAGUGGCCACGCGUCCAGACUGGUGGCCAAGAAGAUCUGGCGGGCCAGGUCCAAGAGCCAGUCCAGAGCCUCGGCCGGGACCACGUCCAUCUGGACCCCCAUGGGCCGGAACACGUGGUCGUCCGUGACGGGACGGGUGGUGACCCUGGAGACCUCCAGCCUCCUGCAGCUGACCGAGCUGGAGCGACUCACCGUCCAGCAGCUGGCCAUCGCCAAGCUUCAAGCCCUCAACCUGGGCUGUCACAUCCGGCUCCCCAGAGAACACAGCGCCGGGGCGGUACAGAAGAAGAGACGACCUUACCUCCUCAAGCGGAAGGCGCUGACGACCGGGUUCUUCGACUCCAAGAAGGACGACUCGAAAGAUGGCGUGGAAGGGGGAAUGGUGUUCGGGCUGCCGCUCGCCAAGUGCCUGGAGAACGAGCGGAGCCGCAGCAGGGAAGCGGCAGAGAGGGCCACAGCCGCAGCCAUCGCCGCAGCCGCUACCUCGGCCGCUAUGGGUAUACAGGCCGAAGAGGUCGAGCCUUCCUUCAGUCGCAAGACCUCGCGCGCGGGCUCCCACGCCUCCUUCUCUUCUCUCAUCGAAGGCGCAAAACAGUCGUCGACGGGUUCGUUGGAGAGUCUCAACUUGGAGAGGAAGAGACCGAGUCUGGUGGGGGCGGACCUGUUACCUCCCGGGCCGCCCACGCCGGACCUCCUGACGGUGGAGCCCAGCCCGCAGAUCCCUGGCCUCGUCACCAUGUGCUUCAGACACCUCGAGACCAACGGCAUGCACACCCUCGGCAUCUUCAGGGUGUCGUCCUCCAAGAAGCGGGUCAGACAGCUGCGUGAGGAGUUCGACAGUGGGCGGGAGGUGUGGCUGAGCGCCGACCAUUGCCCGCACGACGUGGCUACUCUCCUGAAGGAGUUCUUCAGGGACCUCCCGGAGCCGCUGUUGACCAGGGAGCUCUACGAACCCUUCAUCAAGACACAAAGUGCGUCGGCAGAGAUCCGCAACCGGAGACUGCAGUUUGAGGCGCUGCAACACCUCAUUCAACUGAUGCCAGCUGCCAAUCGCGACACCCUCUACUCCCUCCUGAACUUCCUGGCCAUCGUGGCUGAGAAUGCUGGCGACCAACAGACUAGUACUGGAGAGACCAUACAAGGGAACAAGAUGGACAGCAGUAACUUGGCAACUCUCUUCGCGCCGAACAUCCUUCACUCGGUCAAGCCCGGCACGGAGCCCAUGUCCAGCACGGAGAUGGCCACGCACGCCGAGGAGCGCAUAGAGGUCAUCAAUGUGGUCAGGAGCAUGAUUGACCACAACAAGCACCUGUUUGAGGUGUCAGCUGAGCUGCUGGACGAGACCUACCAACACCUGAUGGAUACACACCCAGAGUCUCUGGACCUCCUGUUGAGACGUCGCUUCACAGGACCUGAUGAUCGUGGCCAGCAUCUCCAGGAGUUGUUAGCGAGCCUCUUGGCACCUCACCGCCCUCAGAGCUGUCCCUCCACUGUCAGACAGGACCUGGAGCUGGAGACCGGCAGCAGCGUGUUCGGCGGGAGCGAGUGUUCGAGCUCCCUACCCCGCUCCCCGACGGACGCCUCCCACCAUCACGACUUUGAUCGGUUGCGUAUGAACCUGGAGGAGAGUGAGGGAGCGCGCGCGCGUCGGCAGGAGGAAUCAGUCAUCAUGGCCGUUCAGGACCAUUCUGACAGACGCCGGACCGACGGGGAGGAGGAAGGCCGAGGUCCCUGGAGGGACAAGAGCACAGCUGAGAUGCCCAUGGCGGGAGAGGAACGAGGCUGGUUCAGGAAGCGCGACAAGAGUUCAUCGCGCGAGCUGGACCGCGCCAGUGAAGAACGACAGCCGGAGAAGUCGCGAUGGUUCAGGAAGAGAGACAAGAGCUCUUCCCGAGGCUCUGAUGACAGGAACGCGCGACGGGAGGAGAGCGAUCGCCGACAGCGCGAAAAGACGAAGAGAAGAGAAGAAGCCUCAGGUUCGGACAGAAGACGAGACGGGGCGGGGAAGCCUGUGGUGGGGUCGAGGGCGUCUGGGGACGGGGCGGUGGACUGGGAGGAACACACAGGUUCUCAGGAACGGUUGCGUGUCCCUGAGCCUACAGUGCGCAGGUUGUCGUCACCUGAAAUUGAUAGUUCUCGAGUGAUAACUGCCUCGUUACGUAUUCCGGUGCCUUUAGGUCAAGGUGGCCCUCUGUCCUUCACACAAGACACUGAAAUUCCGUAUAUUGAAGAUGACGAUAAAAAAAACCGCCAUAGAAAUUCUCCGUAUAAGACGAGUGGCGGGUGUACCCGCAGCGACGUGACCCGCCAACGGUCCGGCAGCAGCGACUCCUACCUUGGGCAGCCCAUCACAGGAACCAUGAGCUUCCAACCCCUGACCAAGAAGAGCGGCGACAAGCAGAGUCACGACUCCGUCCUCUCGUCGUCCUCGGCCGACGUGUUCACGCUGUCGCCGUCACCACGCAACACGCCCCUCUCCGACCUGUACGCCUCGGGCACGUCCUCGCCGCUCAGUCGACCAGGAUCACCCCCACACUGGCUCAGUCCGGACUCUGGUACACCAGGUCUCUCGCCUCCAAACUCUCCUCCUCUACAACCUAAACGACGAGGCGACAUGCGGAACAAUCCACUCGCUCACUCUGUCACUCACACCUUUGGCUCCAAGCCCCCAACCACGCCAGCGAGGGGUAAAGCUUCACCCACAGCUGCUUCACAAGGGUUGUUUCCCAUAGGGCGCUCUAAAACAGCAGAUAUCAUCAAAGUUGAUCCGAGCCACAGCGACGCAAGAGUCGUCGGCCACGACUCUGCCGAAAGCGCUGGUCGUCGUAGUAGUCGUGGGGAGGAGGCGUCUGGAGAAGGAAAGACACAGAGGGAGUCUGGCGGUCGACGCUACGUCCGACGAAGGUAUACAGGGGAACGCCACGUAACGGGACACCUGCCUGACCUGAGUGGCGCCUCUACCAGAGAGUCCCAGCCCUCGGGGGAAGGUCAGACACAACUCUGGAAGCGAUGGGAAAUCAUUGCCUCAGACCCAACAGAGCCAGAAACAUUUGUAUAGCCACUGAGCCUCCGAAUGGUGUGCGGAGGCUUACUGAACUGCCUCAUCACAGCGCCUCGCUACCUCCACCAUCCAAGAACAAUGCUCGCACUACUACCAAGGCUCGCUAGCAUCUAGUCACUCGAGUACCUUUUCCAUGGUGAUAGUGGGAUACCUCACAGCAACACAGUGCACACAGAAAGCAUAUCCUGUGGAACAGUCUAUCAGGAACCAGUCUAGUCAGUCUCUGGACACGUUCGUGGACUCUCCAGAGAAAAAUCACGAAAAUAAGUACAGAGGUCAGUGUAUAUAUAUAUAUAUAUGUAUGUAUAUAUAUAUGUCCGGAUAUGGUAGUUACACUCAAACACUAAGUGUAUGUGCAGUUACUGUAAUUACUCACCUGUGCUGUACCCUUUCUGCUGUUAUUGUAAUUGUGUAAUUGUUUAAUACUACAAUGGUGUUAAUUCACUUUCUAUGUCAGCUGUGAUUGUUGAGAAAGUUCCCAAGUUCGUAAGUCACUUUUGUGAAUUAAAACUUUUAUAUAAAAUCAAUGUACAAUGCAAAGAACAACGAUAUAUUUCUGAUGGUAA